AUGGAUUGUUGUCAAUGGUUUGUGGGUCGAACUACCCCUGCUAGUGAACGUAUUACCAGAAGGUUGGAAUUUGCCUGCUUAUUUGAUAGUCAUUAUACAGAUAGCCAAUGUUGGCCCUGUUCUAUAUGUCCCUCUGACGAAAUUGUUCCAAUCCAAAACGAAUGGAUUUUGUUCACGUUGUUUACAACCACGGAGAGGAUAGCUAAUUAUUUGAUACUUACAAUUGCUUUAAUAUCAUGUUUACUACUUGCACAGUUUUGGAAGACAGUGAUUUAUAUACCAUCUCUAAAAACUGGUUAUCAUAGUAUUGGAUUGUUUAUUUUGGCUCUAUUAGCAUCAACAGUUGAUUGUACUUCAUCUGUUACGUUUAUAACAUACCUAAAUGGAAUGCCUCAGUUGUACGUGGGAGCUUUACACUUUGGUGAAGCAUUUAGUGACUUAGUUCCAAGUGUACUAGCGCUUAUUCAAGGAGUUGGUCCAGAACCAGAAUGUAUUAAUACAACAGUUAAUGGUACAUAUCAAGUGGUGCCUUUUUUCUCACCACCGCGUUUUACAAUUAGUACAUUCAUAUAUCUGUUAUGUGUGGUUUUGGCAUUCUCCUUGAAUGCAUUCAUUUUAUUGGACUGUUCAUCUUUUGGUUUGGGGAAAGCUGUUCACGAACACUAUAAAAAAAAUAGUCUCAAACUAGAUUCUAGUGACAACAAUGAUCUAAGAAGACCUGCUUCACGUGAAAGCAUAAAAACUUUUGAUCUCACCUUUGAGAAAUCUGAAAGUGAUAUUGUUAUGGCAUCUAGUUUUGUUGAAGGAUUUUCUCAAUUGCACAGUGAUGUUAAUAUUGCAGAUCAUUCUGGACCGAGUACAGUUUUAUCCUGUUUCCUUAUCGGUUACAUCAGUGCCCUUAACUAUGGAUUUUUGCCAGCUAUACAAUCAUAUUCUUGUGCUGCUUAUAAUGCGCUCACAUAUCACUUGGCAGUUACUCUAUCAGGAGCAUUUUCUGCUAUAUCCACAGUAUCAACCACAUUUUUUGUGAAUCGUUAUUCCAAACAAAUAAAGUCGACUGUUUAUGGCGAAAUUAGAUCAAUAUCAAAUGACUCACACAAUAUGAACUCUAGAAUAUCAAAACAGAAUGAUGCGAAUUCUGGACACGAAGUCAUAGUGAUUGCGAACAAAUCAUUUAUGAAUUCAGUUCAUAGAAAAUGGAUCGGUAUUGUUAUUGUUUCUUCAUUGCCGGCAGCUUAUCUGAUUUGUUUGGCUAGUUCCAGUCCUAAACCACCUUUAUUAGGUGGUUUCGGCUCUGCAAGUUCUAUAUUAGCAUGGAUUGCAGUUCGAUGUCUAUUCACCAGUUUACGCACAUGGAUAUGGAUGAGUUUGUCUAGUCAUUCCAAUAAACCGAUGAAACUUCGACUAGCUGGAUUGUCGACACAAUUCGGUGCAGCUUUGGGAGCAAUUUUGAGCUUUCUGUUAGUUGUCUAUUUCCAGUUGUUUAAAAACAAAAUACCUUGUUUAGAAAUCUGA
Molecule: messenger RNA, 1515 nt
Organism: Heterobilharzia americana
Lineage: Eukaryota; Metazoa; Platyhelminthes; Trematoda; Strigeidida; Schistosomatidae
Source: the annotation of a GenBank genome assembly